AUGGCGCUAUUGAAUAAACAUGUAUUGUGGGCAUACUUGACAGCGCCUACCAAUGUAAUGUUUAUAACAUCUAAUUUACUUGCGUUUGGAUUUUUAGUAACAUAUUCUAAAUUAUAUUUACCAGAGAAAAAUGGGAUUACAAUGGGAAAGAACCAAGAAACAGGAGAACCAGUUCAAUUGGCUACUGAUGAAUCAGCUUCUAUAAUCUUACCAGAAAACAGAUGCAUGUUUCAACAAGAAAAUAGGUUUUUAAUUAAAUACUCGCUAUUUCACAUGCUAUAUUCCUAUUUAUUAAUCCAAGAGGUGCUAAAACACAAAGUAUAUGAUGAUAAAGUUGCAUAUUAUAAUAGAAAAUUAAUUAAUGAUGAUGAAUGGAUUAAUGGUAGUGAUUCUAUAGAAUUAAGUGAGGAAGAGAUAAAGAAGAUAACUCGGGAAUUAAGAAAAGCGUAUAAUAAUAACAAUAAAAAGAAAAGAAAAAAAAAGAAUGAUAAGGAUAAGGAGAGAAAUAACUAUACAGACGGGAUGGAUACUUUUAAACAUUUUUUUUUCAAUGACAACGAAUUGUUAGAGUUUUAUCGGACAUGGAGAAGAGAGUUUUUAACAGAUCUGGAUGCACAUAACAAUAUUGACAGAUUGAUGUAUUUUAACAUACCGAAUUUCAGUUUUUAUCCACCAAAUUUUAAAAAAGUGUGUGAAAAGUUACAUAAAUUUGAAUUCAACAGCAUUGAUGAAUUUGCAGAUUUAUACCAAUCAACGAAUGACAAAAUAAUACGGAAACUGUUGGGUAAUUGGUUUGUAGACCAUUCAAACUUAUUUUCUAACAGUAAUUUUGAAAAAUAUGGAAAUGAAAAAUUCUACAGGGCUAUGUUAGGUGAUUGCGGUCGUGGGUCCAAGGGAACGUUUAAAAGGUAUUUUUACUUAUUGGAUAAUGAUGCAAAUAUAAAACAAAAAUUUUGCAGAUUUAUACUUUUAAACGGUAAUAACACAAUAUCUUUUGAAACAUAUUUAUUAUUGUUUAAAACUGCAAUAAACAAUAAUGUAGAAAAUGAUAUAAUAAUACGUUUGCUGUCUUUGGCAAGAAAAAAUUCUAUAUUGGAUGAAGAUAAUAAUUUAUUAAUUAGAUUGGAGGAUGGUAGAAAAGAUGACCUUGGUGCUAGUAAUAUUAAUGAGGAAGUAGCUGAAGGAAAGCGUGAUAUAGAUAAUAAAGCUACGGUUAACAUCAAAGCAGUUAAUAAUAAUGAUACUAAGAAAACAAUUUUUCAAAUGAUAAGUGAAAAUGAAGAUUUUAUAGACAUUCUUCAAAUGUUAAGUUCAUCUAAAAAUUGA
This is a messenger RNA of Saccharomycodes ludwigii, 1326 nucleotides long. It is a transcript of the gene PET494, whose product is annotated as Pet494p. The record is from RefSeq and is a predicted model, not a curated record. Lineage: Eukaryota; Fungi; Ascomycota; Saccharomycetes; Saccharomycodales; Saccharomycodaceae. The transcript has a single exon. Bases 1 to 1326 code for a protein of 441 amino acids.